UCUGGCUUACUAGUUUUUUUUGUAUUAUUGAAUGGUGCUUCCAAUUCAUCUAUCUUGGGGGACUUCUAUUGGAUUCAGGCUGACACCUCCACGAUUUCAACAGCUCCUCAUGAUAUAACUAGGUGGACAAAUUACAGAUCCUGUGGUGUUUCUAAUGGAAGGAACUAUGAUUGCACUGGCUCCUCAGCUGCUUAUCCAUUUUCUCCACAAGAUAACUUCAACACGAGAGAUGGAGUUCCAUCAAGUUUCAUAAAUAACCGAAGUGUUUUUUACCAUUUGUCGAAAUUUGCGUGGGCAGCCUUUUUAAUUGGUUUGUUUUUUAUUUUGCUUGCAAUUGCACUUACUACAUUAACGUUGUGUUGUGGCACUUCUUUCCUCACAACAGCCUCAAGUGGUAUAUUAUUUUUGGCUCUUUUAUUUAUCACUGCAGGUGCCUCUUGUAUGACUGCUGUGUUAGUUAAGGGAAGGGAUGCUUUCAGAGACUCGGAUUUGAGUGUUUCUAUUUCCACCAAGAUGAUGGCCUUUGCUUGGGUUCCAGUAUUUUUAUUAUUAGUUUCAUUUUUAAUGAUGUUUUGUUUGGGUUUUAUUGCAAAGUCAAAAAAAAGUAAAAAAACUGAUCGAGAAAGUGGAUACAGAAAAAAUAGCUAUUCUUCUUCUGAUAGUGAU
Messenger RNA from Ascoidea rubescens DSM 1968, 666 nucleotides. Its product is annotated as SUR7/PalI family protein. NCBI's taxonomy places the organism in Eukaryota, Fungi, Ascomycota, Saccharomycetes, Ascoideales, Ascoideaceae. The annotation marks the transcript as partial. The record is from RefSeq and is a predicted model, not a curated record. Gene Ontology annotation, cellular component: cell cortex; plasma membrane; membrane raft. The transcript has a single exon. Gene Ontology annotation, biological process: cortical actin cytoskeleton organization; endocytosis; septin cytoskeleton organization.